Molecule: messenger RNA, 666 nt
Organism: Musca vetustissima
Lineage: Eukaryota; Metazoa; Arthropoda; Insecta; Diptera; Muscidae
Gene: NHP2
Product: H/ACA ribonucleoprotein complex subunit 2-like protein
Exons: 2
Coding region: 79-561 (160 amino acids)
Biological process (GO): snRNA pseudouridine synthesis; rRNA pseudouridine synthesis
Cellular component (GO): box H/ACA snoRNP complex
Molecular function (GO): box H/ACA snoRNA binding
Source: RefSeq, a predicted model, not a curated record
CUAUCACACGUGUUUGAGAACGUGAAGUGCUGUUAAAAUAAAAUAUCUCCACAUUUUCUGAAUAAAAAUCCUAAAAAAAUGGGCAAAAUCAAGACUGAACCUUUGGAUGAUACCACCAGCGAAGUUUUAAAUGUAACCAAUGUCAGUGUAAAGGAGGAGGAUACCUACGAUGAUAAGCUGAAAUAUGUGAAUGCCAUUUCACAGCCAAUGGCCUCCAAGAAGAUUGCCAAGAAGUGCUACAAACUCAUCAAGAAGGCCAUGAAACAUAAGACAUAUUUGAGGAAUGGUCUGAAGGAUGUACAGACACGUUUGCGUAAAGGUGAAACUGGAUUGGUCAUCUUUGCCGGAGAUGUGACACCCAUCGAUAUCAUGUGCCACUUGCCAGCAGUGUGUGAAGAAAAAGGCAUCCCAUAUGUAUAUACUCCUAGCCGUGCUGAUUUGGGUGCCGCCAUGGGUGUUAGACGGGGUACAGUUGCCCUAUUGGUGCGAGAAAAUGAAGACUACAAAGAUUUGUAUGAUGAAGUUAAGCAAGAUAUUUCCACAUUAUAUGUUCCAUUGUAGGCUGAACAUAGCACAAAAUCCAAAAUAGUUUCUUUAGUUUGUUAAGCAAUAUGUUAAGAGAUUUUUAUAAGAAAUAUAUAAAAAAUCAAGUUUUAGAAAUAUAAC